AUGUCGUGGAGACCCUCUGAAAAGCUCCUUCAAACCAUCGGUCACUAUGCCAACUUCCCACCCACUGGUGUCAGUCUGCGCCAGAUGGUGCAAUUUGGGGAGAAGCCUUCCGUUGGCACCCUCUUUCGCGCCUCUCAAUUCCUUUCCGAAGAGCUUCCGGUUCGCCUUGCACAUCGUGUAGAGGAACUCGGCAAGCUACCUGACGGUCUCAAUGAGAUGGACUCCAUCCAAAAGGUCAGAGAUUGGUACGCCCAGUCCUUCGAGGAAAUCACAACCCUACCCCGCCCUGAGAUAGACAAAGAGACCAGGGAACGUCUUCUCAAUCCACCCAAGAACAGCUCUACAAGACUCUCCUCCACUACUCGCAACCCGAGUCUAAAGCAUGAGGGCAAUGGCAACGGAAAGAAUGGUGCCAACACACGUCGCUACUUCGCCGCUCUUGACGACGGAAAGGAGUGGCCGCCGAUGUUGGCAGAAUACAAUCGAAAGUUCUCGCGAACCUUAGGAGCAAUCAAACGUCGACAUGAUCCAGUCGUCACCACUGUCGCUCAAGGCAUCAAUGAAUGGAAGAGAAAACAACAGCGUACACAGAUCGACUCUUCUAUUCAAUCGUUCCUCGACCGCUUCUAUAUGUCUCGAAUUGGCAUCCGAAUGCUUAUUGGGCAACACAUUGCUUUGACUGAUCAAACUUCACACAACCAUCCAAACUAUGUCGGCAUAAUAUGCACAAAGACCAAUGUCAAAGAGCUUGCAGAAGAAGCCAUUGAGAAUGCAAGAUUUGUUUGUGAAGACCAUUAUGGCUUGUUUGACGCACCUAAGGUCCAAUUGUUUUGCGACCCCAAUCUCAACUUCAUGUAUGUGCCUGGUCACCUUUCACACAUGCUGUUUGAGACUCUCAAGAACUCUCUUCGAGCUGUUGUUGAGACUCAUGGUGCAGAGAAGGAGGCCUUCCCUGUCACCAAGGUCGUCAUUGCAGAGGGCAAGGAGGAUAUUACCAUUAAGAUCAGUGAUGAAGGUGGCGGCAUUCCUAGAUCUGCUAUUCCACUUGUCUGGACUUACAUGUACACCACUGUCGACACUACACCGGAGUUGGACCCAGGUUUUGACAAGAGUGAUUUCAAAGCUCCUAUGGCCGGAUUUGGAUAUGGACUGCCUAUCUCGCGUCUAUAUGCCAGAUAUUUCGGUGGAGAUCUUAAGCUCAUUUCCAUGGAAGGGUAA
Molecule: messenger RNA, 1218 nt
Organism: Exophiala aquamarina CBS 119918
Lineage: Eukaryota; Fungi; Ascomycota; Eurotiomycetes; Chaetothyriales; Herpotrichiellaceae
Product: pyruvate dehydrogenase kinase
Exons: 2
Coding region: 1-1218 (405 amino acids)
Biological process (GO): regulation of glucose metabolic process; protein phosphorylation
Cellular component (GO): mitochondrion
Molecular function (GO): pyruvate dehydrogenase (acetyl-transferring) kinase activity
Source: RefSeq, a predicted model, not a curated record